This is a messenger RNA of Drosophila sulfurigaster albostrigata, 2995 nucleotides long. It is a transcript of the gene VGAT, whose product is annotated as vesicular inhibitory amino acid transporter. Bases 597 to 2270 code for a protein of 557 amino acids. Gene Ontology annotation, molecular function: amino acid transmembrane transporter activity. Lineage: Eukaryota; Metazoa; Arthropoda; Insecta; Diptera; Drosophilidae. The transcript is spliced from 2 exons. The record is from RefSeq and is a predicted model, not a curated record. Gene Ontology annotation, cellular component: vacuolar membrane. Gene Ontology annotation, biological process: amino acid transmembrane transport.
CGCUGCUGGGCUGAAGAAGGAUUUUCCAACAACGUUACAUAAAAUUUGCAAUAAUUAUUUAUUCAAUUUAAUUCGACUUUGAUUUCGACUGGAAGGAAUGCAAACAGCGUUGCAGUUAAGCUAAGUGAGCAAACAUGUGUAUAAAACCUAAAAAGGCAAACGCUUGUGCGCUACAAAAUCAAAUUUGUUAGCAAAAAAAAAAAUAGAAAAAAAAUCAGCAAUCAACUUUGAAAGUGAAUCAAAAAUUGUGUUCAGUUUCGAAUCGAUGAAUUCUUUUAAUUAAUCAAUGCUCUUUAAGUUAAGUUCAAGCAAUAACGAAACAAAACGAAACGAAAUUCGACAACAUUUCUGCCAUUCAACUACAAAAUCGAUAAGCUUCAGCAUCAGCAUCUAAAGCGUACAAUUCGCACUACUUGAUAGCCAAAAAAGGGGCCGCCGUCAUCCCACCCACCACCACCACCAUAACCAAAACGAAAAUUCCACCACUUCCACCAUCAGCUUCAGCUUCAGCAUCAGCCUCAGCAUCAGUUUAGCUCAGCAUCCACAUCCACAUUUGUAAACCACCCCACCAGAUAAAAACAGUUUGAGCUAUUAACAUGUCAUUCAUAACGAAAUUGAAAGCAACGCCAUUGCCACCAUUGAAGAACAUACUCAAUGUGGCCAUGCAAACGGCCAGACAGCAAAUUCCAGAGCGCAAGGAUUACCAACAACCGCCGGGUACCAGCUCCAGCAUGAAUCCCCAACAGAACUUUGCCCAGUCUCAAGGUCAGGCGAUGUUUCCACCAGGCGGCAACGAGAUGGCCGCUGGCGAUGCUGCCAAUGGCUGUGAUCAGCCCACAGAGAUGAGCUCGAAUCCAUUUCGAAAUGGUGGCGGCUGGUCAAAUGACGAUGCUGAGGGUGAUUACAAAAACGAAUACCAAAGCACAUCGUUCAACGAGUACGAUGGCAGAUACCAGCAAACCGAUGGCUUCAGGCAAGGCAGCAUUGCCUCGGAGGGCAGCUCAUUCGUUUGCGAGGGUGAAGGUGGCGGCGGCUCCAAGAUCGACGAGUUCCAGGCCGGCUGGAAUGUAACGAAUGCCAUCCAGGGCAUGUUCAUCGUAUCGCUGCCAUUCGCAGUACUACACGGCGGCUACUGGGCCAUCAUUGCCAUGGUGGGCAUCGCUCACAUCUGCUGCUACACCGGCAAAGUGUUGGUGCAGUGCCUCUACGAACCGGAUCCCAGCACGGGUCAGAUGGUGCGUGUGCGUGACAGUUAUGUGGCCAUUGCCAAGGUAUGUUUCGGUCCCAAGUUAGGAGCGCGUGCCGUCAGCAUUGCCCAGCUAAUUGAGCUGUUGAUGACCUGCAUUUUGUAUGUCGUGGUCUGUGGCGAUCUGCUGGCCGGCACCUAUCCGCAGGGUUCGUUCGAUUCACGCUCCUGGAUGCUGUUCGUGGGCAUCUUUUUGCUGCCCAUGGGUUUCCUUAAGUCCCUGAAAAUGGUGUCGACGCUGUCGUUCUGGUGUACCAUGUCACAUAUUGUGAUUAAUGCCGUCAUACUCGGCUAUUGUCUGCUGCAGAUCGGUGAUUGGGGCUGGUCCAAGGUCCGUUGGAGCAUUGACAUGGAGAACUUUCCCAUUUCACUGGGCGUCAUUGUCUUCUCCUAUACCUCUCAGAUAUUUCUGCCCACCCUCGAGGGCAACAUGAUAGAUCGUUCAAAAUUCAAUUGGAUGCUGGACUGGUCGCACAUUGCUGCAGCGAUAUUCAAGGCAGGCUUCGGUUACAUUUGCUUCCUCACCUUCCAGAAUGACACACAGCAGGUGAUCACCAAUAAUCUGCACUCGCAGGGCUUUAAGGGAUUAGUGAACUUCUUUCUGGUCAUCAAGGCCAUUCUCAGUUAUCCAUUGCCAUACUAUGCUGCCUGUGAGCUGCUCGAGCGUAACUUCUUCCGUGGACCGCCAAAGACCAAAUUUCCGACCAUUUGGAAUCUGGAUGGUGAAUUGAAAGUGUGGGGCCUGGGCUUCCGGGUGGGCGUUAUUGUGUCCACCAUACUUAUGGCCAUAUUUAUACCACACUUUUCGAUACUGAUGGGCUUCAUUGGCAGCUUCACGGGCACCAUGUUGAGUUUUAUUUGGCCCUGCUAUUUUCACAUCAAGAUCAAGGGUCAUCUGCUCGAUCAGAAAGAAAUUGCUAAGGACUACCUCAUCAUAGCGUUAGGCGUACUCUUCGGCGUUAUUGGCAUCUAUGACUCUGGCAAUGCCCUGAUUAAUGCAUUCGAAAUCGGUCUUCCAUUUUAAGCGAACUCUUCCAAUUGUUACGAGUACUAAAGUCUUUUUUAUAGAUUACUAAGUUAUCACAAUGGUCAAACAUACUCGAAUAUUGUUGGCUUUUAGGCAAACUUCUUACAACAUAAUAAGUCUUCCAAAAACUAUAUAGUUACCAUAUAAUUCAUGUUGUAUGAUAUGCCAAAAGCAGAAGUUAGCAGAUGUUAAUGUAAUGAAAGAACAAUAAUCCUAGUUUAUAAGAAAUGAAACGCAAGUCUUCCAAAACAAGCGAACAAAUGUCUUCCAAACAAACAAACAAACAACAUAAAAAUCCUAAGCUAAUUUAAGUAACGAUUAUAUAUAUAUAUACAUAAACGAACGAGUAUUAAAAAAAAAAAGAGAUUAUUGAUAUUUAUUGUAUGAAAAUAUAUACACAUAUAUAUAGAGGGAAAACUCAAGAAAUGAGAGAACAAUAAACCAUUAUACAAAAUGAAAAUAAUGUAAUAAAUGUAAUGUACUCGUCGUAUUUAUGGUACUACGAGUAAGUCUAUUACCAAAUAGAUAGAACUCAUUGUUUAUUUAUAUACCAGUAUAUAUAUACAUAUACAUAGUUGAAUGCGUUUUUUUAAGCGAUUAAUUAUACAGUUACUGUACUUAUACAUAUGAUAAUAAUAGCCUUUAAAAACGACACUAGCAUCUUUUAAAAUUCUCAAUAAAAACAUCAUCUCACGUUGAUUCGAAGAUUCCUCAAAAAAUAU